GUCCGUUCAUCUACAGCCUGUCUUGUAGUGUUCUUCUAGCCAGGUCCUUAGAGGACUGCAUCUCUGCCACAGGUAAUAUACCAAGAUGGGAGGUGGGUGGCAGGGCAUUGGUGAUCAAAGACCAUCAAGAACAUUACGUUCCAGGAAAUACAAGCGGGUGUUCCAGGACUCUCAUCAAACGAAAAGACUGUUUACCCCAGAGAUUAAGAAAUUUCUUAAAGCAUGGCUUGUGAGAAGGAGAAAAAAUCCGUACCCAAAUCGGAGUGAAAAAAAGGAUUUAGCACUGAAAACAGGACUCACGUACACACAGAUAUGCAAUUGGUUCGCAAACUGGAGAAGGAAACUGAAAAAUUCUUGUAGAAGUAAAGAAGGCAGCUGGGGAAGAUUAAUUAAAGGAUAUAAUAAUCAGGCGAAGGGGAACGUGGAACAAUUUAGCAUUUCAUCAGAUGAUAGCAUUUGGGAAGAAACUGCAUUCUCAGCGGGUAAAUGUUUAAAUAUUUUUUCGAUAAAGUAAAAUCAUACAGGACCAUUAUAAAGUGGAUUCAAUAAGUACA
Nezara viridula (southern green stink bug) is the source of this 554-nucleotide messenger RNA. The record is from the annotation of a GenBank genome assembly. NCBI's taxonomy places the organism in Eukaryota, Metazoa, Arthropoda, Insecta, Hemiptera, Pentatomidae.